AUGAAAACGACUUUAGUCUAUCUUCUCAUUCUCUACACAAUUCGUGUUCAUGCUCAAUGUCCGGACAUUCGAAUUGAUGAAAGCCUUCAAGAUAAAUGUAAUGGCACUGCCGAAUGCAAAUCGAAGUUUGGAGGAACCGGAAUAUGUUUCUGGGUAUGCAUGUGAUUACUUUUCCCUCUUUUUUGACGAUUGUUUUUUUCAGGAAAAUUGCUGUCCGGAUCCCACUCUUGAGAAUGCCUUUCAAACAAAUACAAAAUGCGAUGAAUCACGGCCUCCUGAUUAUUAUUAUUCAUUCUGUAAAAAUGGUUAUGUUCACACAGUCGGCCAAAAACAAUUGAAAACUGCUCAUCAGAAUAACACUAAUUGUUUUCUUAACUCGCAAUGUCCUGGUGAAAACAGCUAUUGUGUAAUCAUGACAAAACAUGGGGAUAUAAGAAAAUGUUUUGUUAUUGAAUCUUGGGAAGCGAAAAAAUUAGAAAAAGAGAAUGAGAAGAAAGAGGAGGAUAACAAAAUGAUGAUGAUUAUAAUUGUGGUUGGAGUUGGUGUAGUUGCGAUUGUUAUUAUUGGAAUUGUUGUUGGAUGUUUGGUUUGUAAGAAGAUGAAAAAAGGAAAAGUGAAUCAUGGAGAUUCGGCGGAAAAUAGUAGAGGAGAUAGUCAAACUGAAAAGAUAAAGGGGAAAACGAGCAAAGAGAAAAUGAAGAAAGGAAAGAAGGGAUUUGAUGUUUAG
Messenger RNA from Caenorhabditis angaria, 727 nucleotides. Lineage: Eukaryota; Metazoa; Nematoda; Chromadorea; Rhabditida; Rhabditidae. The record is from the annotation of a GenBank genome assembly.